Gordionus sp. m RMFG-2023 is the source of this 382-nucleotide messenger RNA. RefSeq names its product cyclin-dependent kinases regulatory subunit 1-like. Gene Ontology annotation, biological process: regulation of mitotic cell cycle. The record is from RefSeq and is a predicted model, not a curated record. The transcript has 3 exons. The coding region runs from base 30 to 275 and encodes 81 amino acids. NCBI's taxonomy places the organism in Eukaryota, Metazoa, Nematomorpha, Gordioida, Chordodea, Parachordodidae. Gene Ontology annotation, molecular function: ubiquitin binding; histone binding; cyclin-dependent protein serine/threonine kinase activator activity. Gene Ontology annotation, cellular component: SCF ubiquitin ligase complex; cyclin-dependent protein kinase holoenzyme complex.
UAGGUUUGAUCGUUUAAAAAUUUAAAUUUAUGCUAGAAAGUCAGAUAAGCUAUUCAGAACGUUACAGUGAUGAUAAUUAUGAGUAUAGGCAUGUAGCAUUGCCUGAAGAAUUAGCAAAAUUAGUUCCAAGAAAUCAUUUAAUGACAGAAACAGAAUGGCGAAAUUUGGGUAUACAACAAUCACCUGGAUGGAUACAUUACAUGAUCCAUAUACCUGAGCCACAUAUUCUUUUAUUUAAAAGACCUUUACCAAAAAAUAAUUCAAAUGAAACAUAGAAGAUAUUAUAUAUUAAUGAAAUUUUUAGAAAAUUUAUAUGUAUUAUAUAUUAUUUAUUUGACAUAGAUAUUGAUUAUAUCUCAUUUUGUAAUUUUAUAUCAGUGUA